Molecule: messenger RNA, 856 nt
Organism: Lycium barbarum (goji berry)
Lineage: Eukaryota; Viridiplantae; Streptophyta; Magnoliopsida; Solanales; Solanaceae
Exons: 4
Coding region: 314-856 (180 amino acids)
Source: RefSeq, a predicted model, not a curated record
UACCACCAUCUAUAAUUGAGAAAUUGAAUAACGCCAAAAAGUACUCAAGGAAAUGCACUUUGCAGGUUGCUGCUGCUAAUGAGUUUGAGGUUAUUGACAAAGAUAGACAUUAUAUAGUUAAUCUUGACACAAGAACAUGUCAGUGUGGCGUAUUUCAGAUUUCAGGCUUACCUUGUAAACAUGCAGCUCUUGGCAUUGCCCACAAGAGAGAUAGGAUGGAAGCAUACUGUGAUCCAAUGUUAAAGACAGAAGCUUAUCUCAAAUCAUAUUCUGAACGCAUACAUCUGUUCCUGAUGAAACUUUUUGGCCACCAAUGAAUGAAAUCCUUCCUACAACCAUUCUUCCUCCGGAUCUUAGAAGGCGGCCUGGUAGACCAACUAGAAACAGAAAAAAAGCAGCUGAUGAAGGUGCAACUUCCCAAUCGAAGAGAUCAUGCACAGUAAGGUGUUCGACUUACAAACAUUAUGGACAUAAUAGAAGGACUUGUCAGGGAGCUCCAGUAAGAGCAAAAGAAAAGAAGGGGAAGGGAUAUGGCCAAAAACAAAAAGGUGGCCCUGGGUUAUCUACUGCUGGUUUAAGUGGAGCUGUUUUAUGGGAACAUGCUACAGGAAAUAUUCCUAUUGUUUUCUCUACUCAAGGAAAUCAAUCUAGUAGCACUCCUUUGUCUACAAAUAAAACAGCUCCUAAUGCAUCACUUAAUGGAGAUACGAUUCCUCCCAGCUUCCUCUUUUGGGGAGUCCAUUUUUACCUUCAAUUUGAAGAACUUGUUGCUGGAAAAUGGUGGGUUGCCGUGAAAGUUCUAUUCGCGGAUGAAUUGGUAAAGGUGCAGAUGAAGAGUUAUUACCUGGGUUAUUAG